AUUUUUGUGAAAAACGAAACCAAGGGGCGGCGGCAAGCAGUUUACCGCUCCACCCUGAGACCGGCGUUGCUGCUACAGCAUCAAUCUCUCACCACACCCCUCUUUCUAAAUUUACUGAGGAGAACAUGGCGACUGCAAGGCUUCCUACCAUCUGCAUGUUCGGCAGUGCUCCACAAAGCCGAACUAGAAGUGCCUUUAUCAAGAGCCCGUCUUCUUUGGGGUCCGUAAGGAGCAUUACCAGAACCUUUGGCUUGAAAGCGAAGCCCGAUUUUAGAGCAUCUUGCAUGGCUGUAUACAAGGUGAAAUUGAUUGGACCUGACGGUGCUGAGUGUGAGUUCGAGGCACCAGAUGAUUGUUACAUCCUCGACUCAGCUGAGAAUGCAGGAGUCGAACUUCCAUACUCAUGCAGGGCUGGUGCAUGCUCCACCUGUGCAGGGAAAAUGGUGACGGGAACUGUCGACCAGUCCGAUGGUUCGUUUCUUGAUGACAACCAAAUGAAGGAUGGGUACUUGCUGACAUGCGUUUCCUACCCGACUUCAGAUUGUGUGAUUCACACACACAAGGAGAGUGAUCUAUAUUGAUUGUCAUUUUCGUUUCUGUCAUCGUUGGCUUGUUAGACCCAAAACAAAUUAUUGGCCUGGUUAGUCAGUUGCAAACAUGAUCGUUAGCCUUGCUCGUCGAGCUUUUCUAGUCCGACAACCUCUGCUAGCAUCUCUUCAGCCUCUUAUGUUUCUUACCUGGUAUGUUUAUGUUAAAAGGGGAAUUUCAAGACUUCAAAGAAUUAAUUGUGCUACAACCUCAGUAUGUUAGAAAGAUUUAUUAUAUGACCUUA
This is a messenger RNA of Sesamum indicum (sesame), 832 nucleotides long. Its product is annotated as ferredoxin, root R-B1. NCBI's taxonomy places the organism in Eukaryota, Viridiplantae, Streptophyta, Magnoliopsida, Lamiales, Pedaliaceae. Gene Ontology annotation, cellular component: plastid. Gene Ontology annotation, molecular function: 2 iron, 2 sulfur cluster binding; electron transfer activity. Gene Ontology annotation, biological process: electron transport chain. The record is from RefSeq and is a predicted model, not a curated record.